AUGAAGCACGGGGUCGAGGAGUUCGGGGACGUCUUGUCGCCACUGGAGCUGGAUCUGAUCGCUCAAGUGUUUGAUGCGUUGGUUCUUAGCUCGAACAUCGUGGUGGGCGUGAUUCCGGACUGGUUUGCGACAGAUAAGCGCGGUUGGUCUCGUUCGGAUAAAACUUUCAUUGCAGGAGAAGAGUCUUGCUUGAGGCACGUGCGUACGUGGGCUCCACUCCACCAUCCUCAUGUUCGAAAGUUUUAUGGAGCGUGCCAUGUUGGUAGCCCGUACGUGAUACAUGAGCUGACAGUGUCACGCUACCCAAAUAUUGGCCCCUGGUUCUACAUGUAUGGCUGCUCUCUUGGCUUGAAAUACGUGCAUGAGCGUGGUCUCGUUCAUGAGAAAUUGAGUUUCGACAAUCUCCAGUCGCUGUACGACUUUAAGGGGAUGCUGUCUGGUCUUGGCUUGACGCGGAUUGAAGGAAAAUUAUCCGUCGAAGCAGACGUGUGGGCCUUUGGCGGCAUCAUGUUUGAGUUUCUCGUGGACUUUUUCAGCCGAGACGACUCAGAACUUGAGGAGUUUAAGCGAACCCAGCGACUUCCAGAGUCUCGACCAAGCUUCUUCAACGAAGAGCAAUGA
This is a messenger RNA of Phytophthora infestans T30-4, 621 nucleotides long. RefSeq lists its product as uncharacterized. NCBI's taxonomy places the organism in Eukaryota, Oomycota, Peronosporomycetes, Peronosporales, Peronosporaceae. The transcript has a single exon. The record is from RefSeq and is a predicted model, not a curated record. The coding region runs from base 1 to 621 and encodes 206 amino acids.